AUGGAGAAGAACCAGCAGGUGGAUCCUCUUGCGCCAACCGGUGGCCAAUACCCUAGAAGUGACCAAGAGUCCUUGAGCAAUAACACGGAACAAGAGAAGCGCCAGAAGAGGCUCAAGUGGGCUGCGUACAUCGCCGCCUUCACCGUGUUUCAGGUUAUCGUCAUUCUCGUCUUCGUCCUCGUCAUCAUGAAGGUGCAUACCCCGAAAUUCCGCAUCGGGACGCCCCGCCUCGCGUCCCAGGCAGCCGUUUCCGCUCAGUCUGACUCGUUUUUCAACGCGACCCUCGUCACACCCUUCAGGCUCAAGAACUCCAACUUCGGUCCUUACAAGUACGACUCCACCACCGUCUUAUUUAAGUAUGAUGGUACCGUCGUGGGGCAGGUUGAUGUCCCCAAGGGCAAGGCCAACUUCAAGUCCACAAAAAAGUUCGAUCUCACGGUCACGGUGGACACCAACUCUUUGACCAACACUUCGAGGACGAGGCUCGGGGACGACUUGCUCGCCGGGAACGUGACGCUGACGAGCUCGGCAAAUCUGAACGGUAAGGUCGAGUUGAUGCUCAUCUUCAAGAAGAAGAAGUCCACGAGCAUGGAUUGCACCAUGGCGAUAGUAGGAGAAACUGUUCAAUCGGUGAAUUGUGAAUGA
Eucalyptus grandis is the source of this 645-nucleotide messenger RNA. RefSeq names its product late embryogenesis abundant protein At1g64065. The coding region runs from base 1 to 645 and encodes 214 amino acids. Lineage: Eukaryota; Viridiplantae; Streptophyta; Magnoliopsida; Myrtales; Myrtaceae. The record is from RefSeq and is a predicted model, not a curated record. The transcript has a single exon.